AUGGACAAAGAAAGUCUGACUCAACAGUACGAGCCUGUGGCCGAGAUUGGAGAAGGUGCUUACGGAAAGGUGUACAAAGCACGCGAUUUGAAGAAUGGGGGACGAUUCGUUGCGCUUAAAAGAGUUAGGGUGCAGACAGAAGAGGAGGGAAUGCCCCUGUCAACCAUCCGAGAAGUUGCUGUGCUCAGGCAGCUUGAGUCAUUCGAGCACCCCAACGUUGUCAGGCUGUUCGAUGUGUGCACUGUGUCUAGAACUGACCGGGAGACCAGACUCACCCUGGUGUUUGAGCACGUGGACCAAGACUUGACCACUUACUUACAGAAAGCACCUGACCCAGGGGUGCCUCCUGAAACCAUUAAGGAUAUGAUGUACCAGCUGCUACAGGGACUGGACUUCCUCCAUUCUCAUCGCGUGGUUCACCGGGACCUGAAGCCCCAGAACAUUCUGGUCACCAGCGGAGGGCAGAUCAAAUUAGCUGAUUUUGGCCUAGCACGAAUAUACAGUUUUCAAAUGGCUCUUACUUCAGUGGUGGUUACACUAUGGUACCGUGCUCCUGAGGUCUUACUGCAGUCCAGUUAUGCUACGCCUGUAGACCUGUGGAGUGUGGGUUGUAUCUUUGCGGAGAUGUUUAGGAGAAGCCCUCUUUUUCGUGGAAACUCAGAUGUUGAUCAGUUAGGCAAGAUAUUUGACGUGGUUGGAGUGCCUCCUCCAGAGGACUGGCCAGAGGAAGUGUCACUGCCCCAGAGUGCCUUCGCUCCACGUCUGCCCAAGCCUUUAGAAGACAUAGUCCCAGAGAUGGAUGAGCAAGGCAGAAACCUUCUGCUGCAAUUUCUUUCAUUCAACCCUUCCAGAAGAGUAUCUGCCUAUGCUGCGUUGUCUCACCCAUACUUCCAGAAUCUGGACAGUUCUAGCAAGAGUCUAUAUGCUCAGCCCAUGCCCAGCAAAAAGCCCUCCCUGGAGGAGAGAGCUGCCUGA
Molecule: messenger RNA, 975 nt
Organism: Chanos chanos (milkfish)
Lineage: Eukaryota; Metazoa; Chordata; Actinopteri; Gonorynchiformes; Chanidae
Gene: cdk6
Product: cyclin dependent kinase 6
Exons: 7
Coding region: 1-975 (324 amino acids)
Biological process (GO): regulation of G2/M transition of mitotic cell cycle; signal transduction; regulation of gene expression
Cellular component (GO): nucleus; cytoplasm; cyclin-dependent protein kinase holoenzyme complex
Molecular function (GO): cyclin-dependent protein serine/threonine kinase activity; ATP binding; cyclin binding
Source: RefSeq, a predicted model, not a curated record